GCCUACAUUGCCUAGGGAGCAGAGGGAGUACAUUAGGUUUAUGAACGUGAGGCGUAAGAAGGAUUUCAUAUGUUUUGAGAGGGUUCAUGGGAAGCUCGUUAACAUCCUCAAAGGACUGGAACUCCACAUGGGUAUUUUCAGUGCUGCUGAACAGAAGAGGAUCGUCAGUUACGUUGCUUCACUACAGGAGAUGGGGAGAAAGGGAGAAUUGAAAGAUCGGACAUUCACGGCUCCUAAAAAAUGGAUGAGAGGCAAGGGACGUGAGACUAUCCAAUUCGGUUGCUGUUACAAUUAUGCAGUGGAUAGAGAUGGUAACCCACCCGGUAUUCUUCCGCGUGGAUCGGUGGACCCCAUACCCGAUCUGUUUAAGGUCAUCAUCCGACGCCUCAUUAAGUGGCAUGUGCUCCCUCCUACUUGUGUGCCAGACAGUUGCAUUGUGAAUAUCUAUGAGGAAGGGGACUGUAUACCUCCACAUAUAGAUAGCCAUGAUUUUCUUCGACCGUUUUGCACUGUCUCAUUUCUUAGUGAGUGCAAUAUAGUUUUUGGGUCAAACUUGAAGAUUGUGGGCCCUGGUGAAUUUGAUGGUUCAUUUACUAUUCCCCUACCUCUCGGAUCUGUACUUGUCUUAAAUGGAAAUGGAGCUGAUGUAGCCAAACACUGUGUACCUGCCGUUCCUAUGAGAAGGAUAUCAAUAACAUUUAGAAAAAUGGAUCCAUCCAAGCGGCCUUUUGGGUAUGUUCCAGAGCCUGAUCUUCAGGAUAUCCAACCAUUGGUCUAUGAAGUUGACAAGGAAAUGAAGUCAAGUGGACCAACACCAAAUCGUCAUAAGAGACAUAGAGACACGAGAGGUGGAAGGACUGAUGCUAUGGGUUAUGCAACUAGAAGGGAUAGAUUCGUUGGAGCCUCUCAUGUUACUAAUGUCAUAUCAGGUAGUGACUAUCCCACAACCAAUUUAUAUCUCACUGAAGUUUAUAGGGUUAAAGAAGUAAUUUAUGCUGCAAUUGAAGAUAAUGAUGAUUUUAUGAGAGAAAUGGCAAGGCCAAUGAAAGUAAAAUUUGACAAGUAUUGGGGGGAAUGCAAUCUGCUGAUGGCCAUUACUAGUGUUCUAGACCCAAUGUGCAAAUUGCAUGUGGUAAAUAUUUGCAUCCCAAUUAUAUACAAAUCAGAAGUUGAGGCAAGAGAAAAUGUUGAAAAAGUGAAGCAAGCUUUAGAAGAUUUGUACAAUGAGUAUUGUGCUCUAGGUUUGCAAGAGCCAGUCUCUAAUAGUGAGCUAGAAACUACUGUGAAUCAAUCAUCCUUGUCUUCCACUAUCCACCUCAAGGUCCUAAAUCUGGAUUUUCUAAAAUCAUGA
Gastrolobium bilobum is the source of this 1351-nucleotide messenger RNA. RefSeq names its product RNA demethylase ALKBH9B-like. Bases 41 to 1351 code for a protein of 436 amino acids. Gene Ontology annotation, molecular function: DNA binding; demethylase activity; mRNA binding. Gene Ontology annotation, biological process: mRNA catabolic process. The transcript has 6 exons. Lineage: Eukaryota; Viridiplantae; Streptophyta; Magnoliopsida; Fabales; Fabaceae. The record is from RefSeq and is a predicted model, not a curated record.